UUGAAAAAGCAUUGAUUGAGGAUGGAGACAGAGUAAAAAGGCAACAAGAAAGAGAGAGCGAAUGAAAGAGCGAAGGUGAAAGAAGGAGAGAGAAAAGGAUUAAAAGAAAAAGAGAGAGAAGAGAAAAAGAGAGAGGAGAGAAAGCGAGAAAGGAGAGUGAGAGGAAAUGAGAAGUAGUGAAACCGCUAAUCUUCCGCCUACGCAUGCGCAAAUACUUUAGAAGUUGCAGGCGGUUUUUACCUCCUUGUACUGGCAGAAGUUGAAUGAGGGAGUGUAUUUUAUUUGAUAAAAUAGAGAGAACCGUUGCUGCUGCUCCCUUUAGUGGCUGCUUACACGGGAGGUAGGUAGCUGCGGCUACUAACAACAGUAACACAUAUCCAUCGUCAAAACUGCUGGUAGAAACCCCCAACAGUUUUACAGAAGCGGAGAGAGAGAGACAGACAUUACCGGUUUUGUUUUACCCUCUCAAGAACCUCCAAGUUUCUUCUCUACAUCAGACGGGAAAUAUAGUAAAACUAAAAAAAAACAAACAAGCAACCAAAUAUAUAUAUAUACAUAAAUGUAUAUAUAAUUAUUUUUAUAGAAGAUUAUAAAAUAUAUAUAUUCAAUAACACAUCUUAAGACAUAGCCAACAUGUCGAGAUGACCAUAGUCCAUUUAGUUUUGACAGGUAUAUCUAUCAUCACCCUAUGUGGAUGGUGUUUUGUAUGGUUCAUCCAUUUGUGCGCUCUUAUAUACGGCAAAUGGCGACUACAUCGGCCCAAUGAACCACCAUCACCUGAAGACCUACAGGGUGUGUCCAUAAUUAAACCCUUAACUGGAGUUGAUCCUCAUCUUUACAGUAAUUUAGAAACAUUUUUCAAUUUGAAUUAUCCUCUUUAUGAACUUUUAUUUUGUGUUCAAAAUGAACAAGAUCCAGCCAUUUUUAUUGUUCAAAGCCUCAUUGCAAAAUAUCCAAAUGCUGAUAGCAGACUUUUUAUAUGUUCCAAAAAUGUGGGUCCAAACGGGAAGAUCAACAAUAUGGUGGCUGCCUAUGACAAUGCCAAGUACAAUCUUAUCGCUAUCAAUGACAGCGGUAUGAGAAUGUCUCCUGAAACCUUACUUGAUAUGGUGAGUGCUCUCACUCCCAAAGUUGGUUUAGUACAUCAGAUGCCCUAUUGCUGUAAUCGGAAAGGGUUUGCGUCUGCUUACGAAAAGGUGUUCUUUGGAACACAGCAAUCACGAUGUUAUUUAAGUGCCAAUUUUGUUGGUAUUAACUGUACCACUGGAAUGUCAUGUUUGAUGAGAAAGGAGCUUCUUGAUCAAGCAGGUGGUAUGUCAGCUUUUGGCAAAUACCUUGCUGAGGAUUACUUUUUUGCUGAAGCUAUUCGAGAAAAAGGCUAUCAAACUGUUAUCUGCAGUGAACCUGGUAUGCAAAAUUGUGGAACAUAUUCUAUUGGAGAAUUUCAUAAACGUUUAAUCAGGUGGUCUCAGUUGCGGACUUCUAUGAUCCCAAUGUUCAUCAUUUUUGAACCCCUGUCAGAAUGUAUGAUGUUAGGCGUACUAGCUUCUCUAGCUGUUGAGUACAUGUUUGACAUUAGUCCUCUGGCCUUUUUCCUUUUACAUGUUUUAGUUUGGUUUCUUCUGGAUUAUAUACUCAUGCAGAUUGUUGAAAAUGGCUCCUUACCGAUGUCAAAGUUUGAAUUCCUUGUCUGCUGGCUUUUACGAGAAGUUAUGACAUUGUAUCUAACAAUUCAAAGUCACCGAGAUUGGACAAUUGUGUGGAGGAAUCGAAAAUACCGAGUACGCUGGGGUGGAAUUGCUGAAGAAAUUGUAUAGCAAUGGGGGGAUGCAAGUGUGUGUAUGUAUGUAUGUAUGUAUGUAUGUAUGUGUGUGUGUGUGUGUGUGUGUGUGUGUGUGUAUCUAGGUAUGGGUGUGCGUAUAUGGUUUCUUAAAUAAUGUUGUUUGAGGAUUUGUGAUAGUAAUUGGUGAUAGUGUCACCAGCAGUUUAUGUUUAGUUAAUGACUUUUGUUUUCUACUUUCUAACUCCCGCUAAUUGUACCCCUCCCUGUUCUACUCCCCUAUCCUCCACCCACAAAGACUCCUCUUUCUGGUUGUUGGAACAGUUGAGGGCUGAAGUGGGAUGGUUUUUUUUGGGGGUUUUUUUUCCUUUUGGGUAUGUUGGUUUUCUUCUGGUGCUUGUGUUAAAUACUUGAUAAAUCUCUCAACUAUUCUUGAAGCAGAUAUCACUAGUUAUAAAUCAUUUUUAUGUAAACUUGUUGAAUGACAUUUUUCGAGUGAAUACAAAAAAUGAAAAAUUGUAGUAUAGUGAGAAAUGUCAAAUAUAAGCAGCUGUUACGUCAAUCCUAAGAUAUAUAUAUAUAUAUUUAUGAUGAUCAUAUUGGUAUUUUUAUUGAUCAUAUUGGAUCAACUAGGCUAGAUCAAGUUCUUUGUGUUGAUUAAUAACAUUCUUUGAACUUUCAAGUAACUGUUGUAUUCAGGUUUUCUAUAGAUUCUAACUCUGUAAGAAUAUAUUUUUUUAAGUUUCAACAUCUCCUAUUUUCCUCAACAGUUGGGAGGAAUAAAUUUUAUUUAAUGCUUUACAAGACCUAAAGACUGAAAAGAAUUUGACUUCUCAGUGAAAAGAAAAUGUUCCAAAUAUAAUGUUAGCUCUCUUGAAAAUCUUCAUUAUACAUGUAGGUACAAAACAAGUUGUUCACUUGUGACCUUUUGGUAUAGUGUAGUAAUAAUUUCAAUUGAUCUGUUGAUGAAAUGUGUUCUUUGCCAACAUUAUUUCUGAUGUUGAAACAAAAAUCAAACCCACCUUUUUAUUACUUACAUGUCUAGUUAAGUAUUCUUGUAAUUGUUUUGUGAGCCAGAUAACUUUGUGCUAUGUAUAUAGAGAUGAUAUCAAUUUGGGGAUUUUCUUAAUAUACGGUGUAAUUUUUUGUGAGAGUGAACUGUUAAUAUAUUAGUUUAAAAAAAGAAAGUGUAGCUGAGAAUGCUUGCAUUUAGUUCUACCAUGUAUUUUCUGUUGUCUCAAUGAAAACCACCUUAGUACUGUCGGGUUUAGAUUUAUUAAGAUACCUUGUAUCCACUAUUCCACAUAAUACUAUAAUAUAAUAAAUAAAUAUCAGAUAUAAUGUUACACAAUUGGUGUAUCUGUUUCAACUGAAUUGACUGAUGUGAAUUAUUAACCAGAUAUAACUGCUUCAAACAUAAUUAAUCCAUAUAAAUUCUAAAUACCGAUAUUUUACACCAUUUUGGAGUUAGUUCCACUGAAUUGCUCACUUACUUCAUUUCAAUGAUUUCUCAAAGAAUUCUAGUGAAAUGUUUGAGGUUUGGUGUUGAGAUCUUCCUGACUGCCAACAAAUCUUUUUUUUUUUUUUCAUCAGUAGCUUCAUUGUGGCAUGCCUUAGAAAGAAAUCUUUCCGGUCUAGAAUGGCCAUUCUGUUCCUUGUAGAUUUGUCAUCAUUCUAACUCUAUUCUUUCUCUUUAUUAGUAAAUUUUUCAAACUUUUUAACAUAUUUUACACUUACACCAUAUACCAUUUUCCUUUCUUUCCAAACACAAGUGUUACCCACUUGCAAUCUUAACAGCUUCUGAUUAACCUUUUAAUACUUGAUAUUGAUAGAUUUCUGACAGAAGCGUGGUUUGAGGACAACUGAAAAAUCAUUUAGCAUCACUAAAUACUAUUUCAUUUUUACUUUUAGAAAACACUUGAAUCACUUUCUUUGCUCAUGUACAGUUAGUUCACAGUUAAAAAAGAACCCGUACUAUUAAAACUGCACCUAAAAAAGAGUGGACUCUUUUAAAUGAUGAAUAAUACUUUUUAGUUCUGAACAAUUGCUGUCACUUGAUAUGUCUCACCAUGGAAUACUGCUUACAUAGUUUCAAUACUAUCCUUGCGUCUUGUAGCAAAACAUUAGUGAGCACCUUGGAAAAAACCAUCUACCUGAAAUGACAAAUCUGCCAUCCUGAACUGCCUCCAAUUUCUGCUUCAUCAGCCUUUUUUUACAACUCUGUGUACCUGCUUUAUACCUCUCACUUUUACUAUUGUAUCUCUUGUUUAUGACCUUUAUACUGUCUCAUUUUUUUAGACCCUGUUCUAAAAACUUUGCUCUAUCCAUGGUCUUCAGAACUACGUUCAUAGUGAACAGUCUCCCCACUCCCCAUGUCUUCCCAUCAAACAGUUACAGUUCAAACUGAACACGUCAACCAUAUUAAUGCCUCAGUCAUUCUGAGAAUGAAGGCUACAAAGGACCAUGUGACUUGUGUCAUUUCUCCUCCAAGCAAGUCAUAAUCCACCCAAAAGUAGUAAAUGCUACUUUGGUUGAUCAGAUCUGAUAUGAAGUCAUCAAAAUGUUGUUGAACUCAUUAUGACGAUUCCCAUCAACCUGACUUCAGCAUUGAAAUAUAUACUUGAACAUGGUUUGUUUUCACAUUCUUCAUUGUCUUAAAUGAGUGUGUCACUAACAAAAUCCUACCCCUUCCUCUCAACUUAUGUCAAUUUUGUUUUCUACCCUACCACCUAUCUUCUAAUUUAUUUGUUCGCUGGUCUGUUUUCAUCAAAAAGCUUAAGAUCAUCUAAAAUUAACGUGUAUUUGUACUCUGUUUUAUGCUGAGUACAAAUACCUCGCCCCUUCCCUCUCCUUUUUGUGUAUAAACAGGAAAAAAAAAUUCCUUGCCUAAUAAAAAUGUUAAAAAUUUAUACAAAACUUAAUCAACAAUAAUACUACGAAAGAGUUCAUAAAAGAAAACAUAUAUUCAAGCAAUCAUAUUUCAAGAAAGCAUUACAGCAAUCUGUAUUUUCUUGUUGAACAAUGAAAGUAGCAAACAAAUUGUUGAUCAAAGUUCUUUUCUAUAUUAUAACCUUUAUUAACAGUUAUUUCAAAUUAAGCAUUUAAAAACAAAAAAAUUUGGAAUUUUUUUCUCGUUGUAAUAAUCACUUCCUGUGGUAAUGUUUAAUUUUGAUACAGCCAGAUCUCUAUGACAACCAUUUCUAUCAAAUAGGCUAAGACCCUCUGCCUUACUUUUGUUCUUGACAAUCUUGGUUCAGUCUUUGGUUUCUUCUUCAUCUUCACUACUCUCUGCAGUCCCUUUUCUUCAUUUUUUUUUUUUUUUUAAACCAUUGGCUUUUUUUUUUUUUUUUCCCUUUUAGGAAAACCAAAGGGGAAGCUUACUUGGUAUCUCAGGUUGGCUGUGAAAUAAAAACAAAUAAAACUGCUAAAGAGAUGACCAUGUAUUUUUAGAUUUUUGUUAGAAAGUGAGAAUGGUUGUUUGUGUAUGUAUGUGUGUGUGUCUUUCAUGAAACUUCAGAUAUCUAUGACAUGUUAAUAUAUUGAUGUUUAUUAUCAUUACCAAGUAAGCAAAGAAAUUAUUGAAAUUCUGUUGCUUGCAUUGUAAUAUAGUCUGAGACUAUAAACCAUUGCAGCAUUAUUUAUUUCUUAAACAUUUAUUAUUUUUGUUAUUCAAAAAUUUAAAUGUCAGUUAAUGUUUCAUAUUAAUCUGAACUUUUAAAACCCUGUUUACUCCUCCUUUUUUCAUGGAUUGUAAUAAAUCCUUAGUAUUGUUGGUUAUUUAUCAGUAUUGAAACAAGUUGUCUGUUAUUGUUUUAGUUUCUAGUGAAUAUGGUCGCCAACUUUUUUUUUUUUUUUGCCAGAUUAGUAUAAUAAUAAUUCUAUCUCCUGUUACUGUGGUAACUUAAUGUUAUUCACUUUUGUAACCAUUGCUGAAAAUGAAGUUUCCAGUCAACCCUUCAGUUGGUUUCUUAAAUUGUUCUUUUCAUUUAACUAAUAUCGAAUUUGAUAUUGCUUUAUUUUGACAUUUAUAGGAAAAUAUCAUUUGACAUUUUAACUUGAUUUUUAUAGAAAGAAAGAACUAUUUCUUCACUUACUAUAUUUUAAAUUUAGUUCAGUUAUCUUUAAAUUGGAAUUUCUAACCUUCAAAUAUUGUAUAUUAAAUGGACUAUUAGGGAGGGUGGUGGAUUGGCAGAAUUGUUAGAGCAUUAGAAAAAAUACCCUGCAGUUAUUGCUUUGGUUUUUUAUGUUUUAAGUUCAAAUCUCACUGAGGACAACUUUGUGUUCCAUUAUGGAAUUGAUAAAGUUAAAUAGCUGCCAAGGACUGGGCUUGGUAUAAUCAACUGUUCCUUUUUCCCCUGGUCAAAAUACAAUGCUGUAUUUAGUUAACGUUAAAAUUCCACCAAAGUUGAAUUCAUUUUAUAGUUUACCAGAUGCCAAUAAAAUAAUCAGGAAAUCAAUACUAAUCAAUAUAAUCAACUGUUAUCUCCCCAGAUUUAUGUCUGUGUCAGAUCAGUUGAGGCUGUGGCAUAAUUUGAACUUGGAGUGCAGAGAGCUGGAACAGCUACUGCAAAGCAAUCUGAUAAUCUAACAACUGCCAAUUGGUCAUCUAGUGGCGUAAUUAGUAGUGUCAAACUAAAUCAGAUAGUAUAGUGGCAUAAUUAGUAAAGUGUUGGACUAAAUGUUGUGUUAUGUCUACAUUCUCACUUCUUACUGAAGUUGAUUUUUUUUUUACAUUCAUUCUUCCUAGGUCGUUAAGUACCAGUCAAACAUUGGGGUUGAUAUAAUCAGUUACAUUCCUCCCCACAACAUUGUGGCCUUGUACCUAUAAUUAUUAGGGUUUUUUUUUUUUACUCUACUAGUUAAUGAACCAGGUAAAAUUAAUCUUGCAUUCAUCUAUCUGUACACAAUAGAAUUUAAUGAUUUAGAUAGUAGACUAUUAAAGCUUGCCAGCAUAAAAUGUUGUCUAGAUAUUAUGCUUGGCGAAAAGUUUUGAGUUAUUAGUUAAAAAUAUUUUCAUUGUCUAAUUUCAUAAUAUUCUUCAUAACACUCCUUAUAUUGAAGAGCUUUCAACCAUUGAUAAUACAUCCGUGAAUGAAUCAUGGAUAAUCAUUUUUUUUUUUAAACACUUUUCAAAUAAGAUCAAAGUAUAUGGAAUCUCCACUUUGGAGUAUCUUGUUAGCUAAUUCUGAGAUUUUCUACCAUAACAGACACUUGUUGAUCUAAAAUAUUUUGUUUUACACCAUUUUAAAUCAAUAGGAUUUGAAGGAUUUUUAUUUCUUUUUUAGCUGGCUUGCAAACUAAUUUAAAUUAGUUUUAUUUGUACUCAAUCCAUUUAUUCAACAGUCAUUGUUUACAUUAAUAAGUCUUAUGAGUUUAAAAUUAGAUAAUUUAUUUUUUUAUAAUUUUAAAUUAAAAUCCUUGAAUAUUAUUUUUGAUUGAUAUCUUUUAAGUCGAGCAAUAAACCUAUAUCAGAGGCCCUUUGUGAAAAUUAGUUUAAAACAAUAAGUAUUUUUUAAAGAAAAGCAGUAUGUAUACACAUACAUUACAAAUUGACUGAGCUUCAGCUACCUACUUGAAACAGUACAUUAUUGUGUGUAUUUUUGUUUUUCUGUUUGUAUUGGUUUCCAGUUCGUUGGGCCAAUUAAUAUAUGAACAAGUCCAGUUGGUUUGGCUAACUUAGCUAAAUUGUACAAGCAUGAUACAAGUACAUUGUUGUUGUGUAGCUCUGAGUCAGCUCUGGUUGAGCGGACGUUAUUAUUAGUACGAUGUUGAAUCUGUGGGUGACAUUUUCUCCAGGUCCUAUUAAAUAAAUGUUUAAUGUUUGUAUUACAAUUUUUUAAUGCCCAAAUUAACGCACAGACAUGUCUAAAAUGAAAGAAGAUAUAAUGCAAACUGCAAAUUUUCCAGAUCUUCAAAGAAGCUUGUUAUUUUUAGCAUUCUAGAUAUUUGAUAAUUUAUCUAGAAAAGGGGACAUUUUCUUUUCUAUUGCAAAAUUACAACUUUUACUAUUUUCUCAUUUUCUCUUCACUUUUAGAAGAAUGAAAAUGAAGAAAAUGAUUUUUAAAAAAACAGCUUGUAAAAAAUUUUUCACAGGGCUGCAUGUUUUACUAGAAACAUGAAUUUAAUAGAUGCAUGAUUCUUAUUUUUAACCCUCUAAACUAGAGAAGUCCUCUUAUUGACCAGCCAAACCCCUCAAGGCCAAUUUAAUUGGUAGAGCCAAUUUAUAGCAUUUAUUUUGUUAUUUCUCUUUCGUGAUAAAAACAAUUUUGUAUCCAAGUGAUAUGAAACUAUGAUAAUUGUGCUAAAUUUCUAUCGGAUACUGCUUCAGUAAUUAUUCCCUGCAUGGCUAACUGGUUCAUUGUACAUUCACUAGUUUCUCCCUCUGCUGACUAACCCAUCUCCCUCCUUUUUGGUGGCUGUCCCUACGCACAAUGCUUUAUUGGUGACUUAAAAAUGUAGACUAAUUAAAACAACGAUGAUACUGUUUACUCUGAUAAUGACAUCAAUGAUUGAAGAUAAGCAGAUUUUUUAUUUAUGCCAAAGGAGAGACUUUUUAAGCAUUCUAUAUAUGUAAUCUAGUCACUCAUGUUACCUCAAUUUGCAUAUCUGCUAAUUUCUUAGAAUUUUUGGAAUGUGUACUAUUAGGUCUGCAGGCAGUUUUGUCAUCAUUGUUACUGGUUAACGAUGUCCAUAAUUUUUUUUUUUUUAAUUUAGUUGUAACUGUCUUCAUAGUCCUCAUUGUAUUUUCUUUAUUCAGAUGACUGAAAAAUUAUUAAAUACGUUGUUCACGCAUGCUAUGAAGGCUAUUUAAAAGAAAAUGGUGUGAAAAUCUUGUGUGCAUGUUUAUAUAAUCCUCCACCUUCAUUGCAUAUAUCUUUACUGCAAUUAUUGACUUCCAAAGCAGGAUAUUAAUGGUGUCAAUCAUGCUGGUCUAGGAGGGUCUGCAAAGCCAUAGGUACUGUCUCCUACUUCAGGCCCAGUGAGUAAUAUAUAUAGCAUGUAUAUACACCAUUGAAAUAAAGAUUAGUUUUAUGUUAAACUUAAUCUUGAAAUUGUUAAUGUUAAUAUGAUGGUCAUUACUACAGGAACUGCAUUAUAUUUGUUAAUAUCGUUGUGAAUUUCUCAGGUUUGUUUUUGUUAUUCUCUAAAGUUUCUCAGUGAAUUAACAUUAAUAAUGUAAAUAUUCAACAACAAAAAUAUAAGUAGGGCACAACUUCUGAAAUUGUAUGCACUCCAUUUUGUACUUCUUCAUUGAAGGCUUGAAAUUGUUUUCUGGGUGCAUAUAAACAUUUGUUUUCAUCUCC
Messenger RNA from Octopus bimaculoides (California two-spot octopus), 9084 nucleotides. Its product is annotated as ceramide glucosyltransferase. Gene Ontology annotation, molecular function: ceramide glucosyltransferase activity. The record is from RefSeq and is a predicted model, not a curated record. NCBI's taxonomy places the organism in Eukaryota, Metazoa, Mollusca, Cephalopoda, Octopoda, Octopodidae. Gene Ontology annotation, biological process: glucosylceramide biosynthetic process. Gene Ontology annotation, cellular component: membrane.